AUGAAUGAAAUCAUCUCUGAUGAAAAUCUACAGAAAUUAAACACAGAGUUUGAGGUCCUCUAUUUGUUGUAUCACAGAAAUAGCAACCAGCAUAAGACUGCAGCUUGGUGGUCUAAUUUUAACCUUCUCCUGAGGAAACUUCGAUGCAUACUUACUCUCUCAUUGGAUGUCCAAGAUCUCUCCAAGAAGACAAAAUUGGCGAAUAAAGAGGAGUUGAUUAGAGAAAAGCUCUAUACCAUUGUUCAAAUAUCUCAGUACCUGGCUUCCAAAACGAUAGCUUCUUCUUAUAGGCAGUUUUAUUCUGUUAUUGCUCUGGGUCAAUUCAUCACAUUAGGAUUCACAUUAAUAGGACUCUUGGCUAGGGUUUAUUGCAUACUACUAUCUAUCAGGGGAGUGGAAGGAAAUGUUGGGUUUGAGAAAGAGAUCAAGAUGCAUGUGGACAAUGGUGAUAUUAUUGUUCACACUCAAGAUUUGAACCUUAAGGAGCCUGUUGCAUUUGAUACUUUGAAUGAGAUCAAGCCUAAGAGAACUUUCAAGCAGGAGAAAAGAAAGAAGAGAAAGAACGCCAUUGAUGACAUCUUUGGCUGA
Messenger RNA from Komagataella phaffii GS115, 588 nucleotides. RefSeq names its product Subunit of RNase MRP. Gene Ontology annotation, cellular component: ribonuclease MRP complex. Gene Ontology annotation, biological process: maturation of 5.8S rRNA from tricistronic rRNA transcript (SSU-rRNA, 5.8S rRNA, LSU-rRNA); nuclear-transcribed mRNA catabolic process, RNase MRP-dependent. The coding region runs from base 1 to 588 and encodes 195 amino acids. The record is from RefSeq and is a predicted model, not a curated record. Lineage: Eukaryota; Fungi; Ascomycota; Pichiomycetes; Pichiales; Pichiaceae. Gene Ontology annotation, molecular function: rRNA primary transcript binding. The transcript has a single exon.